This is a messenger RNA of Amoebophrya sp. A25, 739 nucleotides long. NCBI's taxonomy places the organism in Eukaryota, Dinophyceae, Syndiniales, Amoebophryaceae. The record is from the annotation of a GenBank genome assembly.
AUGUACCGGAACACCUUGACGCGGAUCAGAGAAGAUUUGCGCGAUCCCGAGAAGAAGAUUCUUUCUUAAGGCUUCCCGUAAUUCAUCUGGAGAGGCAUCUGUGGCACGUUUUCAAAGGAAAAACGCGGCAAAAAAGGUGCUUUCCAAGAUGAUGAAUCAUGGUGGCAGGCUCUAACUUUCCGGUAAAGGUUUAGUCGAGUAUCACAAAGCUCUUCGGCAGAAGACAGUAGGACACUAUGGAGAGUCAGAUUUGAUCCGAAUUUUCCAGAGGCUACAACACGGCCUACUGCAACCGAGAGGGCGAGUGGUGCUGUCGCCCGAAAGGAUGAAUCAGGGGAAGAUGAACAACAACAAGACUUCGAAUGUGUCUCCUUCUCGAGGAUCACGAGGUGGUGACGAUAAAACCAUCGUAAAAACUGAUGCUACAACUUCCACUAGUGUCGCCAGCAUCAACAUCACUGCCACCAUGCGGAACAAUCCUCGUAUCUUCAAGAUGCGUAAAUCAGCAUUUGCAAAGACGGAAACAGAACGCAAAAUGACAGCCCUUGUUGGCCUUUCAACCAAGCAGGCACCAAGUGGCCAUCAUCUCGGUGUCAAUCAUUGUGGAGCUACUAGUGUUGACCAACAACCAAGCACUAGUCGGCUUCCUGCUAGUGGCACUCUUGGCUCCCCCAUGCGCAAGAGAAAUGAGCUUCUUAGUCCCUUAGUCGUGUCUCCGACCAAGGCUAAUAUGGCAUCA